Molecule: messenger RNA, 5761 nt
Organism: Ictalurus furcatus (blue catfish)
Lineage: Eukaryota; Metazoa; Chordata; Actinopteri; Siluriformes; Ictaluridae
Gene: stat5a
Product: signal transducer and activator of transcription 5a
Exons: 19
Coding region: 808-3078 (756 amino acids)
Biological process (GO): cytokine-mediated signaling pathway; regulation of transcription by RNA polymerase II; regulation of cell population proliferation
Molecular function (GO): DNA-binding transcription factor activity, RNA polymerase II-specific; RNA polymerase II cis-regulatory region sequence-specific DNA binding
Source: RefSeq, a predicted model, not a curated record
UUUUACCAUUGAUCUUAAAAAUAGUAGUAAAAGUAUCCUCUUUGCAUGUUGCCAGCCAUCUCUUUGUGACAGGAAAUCCUGUUUCCAUUUAAAUGGGGUGGGGGGAAAGCAGAAGUACAACACUGAGAUCUGGAAACAGCAGGGACAGAACAUGUGUGAAAGUGGUUUGGGAAAACCGAGACGAGUUUAUGACCGUCGCUUCUCCUUUUCUGCAACGCAGCCUAAAAUUGUGCAUGCUUGAGAGGGACGCGACAGGUGUGUUGAUGCAGGGGAACACUAAAGCUGUGCAAUGAUGUGGGCUGAGAGGCCAACAAAAUCAUAGUUACAAGUGCGGAGACUCAGGAUUGUCUUUGAGCCCCGAGUUUCCGAGUUGGGGGCGUGGCAGUAAGAAAACAUGGCGGAACCAAUGGAUGCAACGUCUGUAGUUGAUGGUAAAUUUGUUGAAAGCUAAUUUCCCGCACAAAAUACGAUAGAAUUGUACAAUUAAGAUAUAGUAUGUAACGCUAAACUUUACACUGGCUUCAUAACUUGAUUAAAAACAUAAAAAAGCUAAACGCACCUUGCUGUAUUUUUUUGUAGUUAAUUAAAAGAAAGUGCACCGCCAUCUUGCUCCGACUAAAGUGACUUGAACGCACCUGACGUCGUAAUUAUGACUUCCCAACUCGUAAAUACGAACUUCCCAGGAGACCUCGAACGCACAGUGAUACCCCACUGGAAGCCCCGCCCCCUUCCCAGAUCUCAUGUUAGUAACAUUUUAGCCAGAGCUCUUGUCUUGACCGGAUUUAACAUGUAAAUACCAGUUGAAAGAUGCGACCUCGCUUUCUGCCAAGGAGAAUAUUUCAAAUGGCGGUGUGGAUUCAGGCCCAGCAGCUGCAGGGUGACGCCCUGCACCAGAUGCAGUCUCUCUACGGACAGCAUUUCCCCAUAGAGGUGCGACACUACCUGUCCCAGUGGAUAGAGGGCCAACUCUGGGACUCUAUCGACCUGGAGAACCCGCAGGAGGAGUUUAAAGCCAAGCGCUUGCUGGACAGUCUAAUUCAAGAACUACAGAAAAAAGCAGAACAUCAAAUGGGAGAGGAUGGCUUUCUGCUCAAGAUCAAACUAGGCCACUACGCUUCACAGUUAAAGAGCACAUACGACCGAUGUCCGCUGGAGCUGGUGAGAUGCAUCAAACACAUUCUCUACACAGAGCAGAGACUCGUCAGGGAAGCUACUAAUUCAAGUUCUCCGUUGAGCGGGAUGAUGGACAGCAUGUCUCAGAAGUACCAGCAGAUAAACCAGGCGUUUGAGGAGCUGAGGAUCCUGACUCAGGACACAGAGAACGACUUGCGCAAGCUUCAACACAACCAGGAGUACUUCAUUAUACAGUAUCAGGAGAGUCUCCGAAUACAGGCUCAGCUUUCGAGUCUGGCCGCGCUGCCCCCCGCUGACAGACAGCUGCGAGAGCCGAGCCUGAUGAGCAAGAGAGCCACGGUUGAAGCCUGGCUCACCAGAGAAGCCAACACCCUGCAGAAAUACAGACUGGGCCUGGCAGAAAAGCACCAGAAAACACUGGCAUUGUUGCGGAAACAACAGACACUCAUACUCGACGAUGAGCUGAUCCAGUGGAAGAGACGUCAGCAGCUCGCCGGCAACGGAGGACCUCAUGAGGGAGGACUGGAUAUCCUGCAGUCAUGGUGUGAGAAGCUCGCAGAGACCAUUUGGCAGAAUCGGCAGCAGAUCAGGAGGGCGGAGCAUUUAAGACAGCAGCUGCCAAUCCCUGGGCCCAUAGAGGAACUUCUCAAUGAUCUCAACGGCACCAUCACUGAUAUCAUCUCGGCACUCGUCACCAGCACCUUCAUCAUAGAGAAGCAGCCACCUCAGGUGCUGAAGACUCAGACAAAGUUUGCGGCUACAGUGCGUUUGCUAGUGGGAGGAAAGCUCAACGUCCACAUGAACCCCCCUCAGGUGAAAGCCACCAUCAUCAGCGAGCAGCAGGCCAAGGCGCUGCUCAAAAACGAAAACACCCGGAAUGACAGCAGUGGAGAGAUUCUGAAUAAUAACUGUGUGAUGGAGUAUCACCAGACCACAGGCACCCUGAUUGCACACUUCAGGAACAUGUCUUUGAAGAGGAUCAAGCGUUCAGACCGCCGUGGGGCAGAGUCCGUAACCGAGGAGAAGUUCACCAUCUUGUUCGAGUCACAGUUUAGUGUCGGGGGCAACGAGCUGGUUUUUCAGGUCAAGACCCUGUCUCUGCCUGUCGUGGUGAUUGUCCACGGAAGUCAGGAUAACAAUGCCACAGCCACGGUUCUAUGGGACAAUGCUUUUGCUGAACCGGGCCGAGUCCCUUUCCUCGUUCCUGAUAAAGUGAUGUGGCCACAGCUGUGUGAGGCUCUCAAUAUGAAGUACAAGGCAGAGGUCCAGUCGAACCGAGGCCUGUCUGAGGAGAACCUGGUCUUCCUCGCUCAGAAGGCCUUCAGCAGCUCCAGCUCCAGCCCUGAGGAUUACCGGGGCAUGACCAUGACCUGGUCCCAGUUUAACAGAGAAAGCCUUCCAGGUAGAAACUUCACAUUCUGGCAGUGGUUUGACGGUGUCAUGGAGCUCACGAAAAAACACUUGAAGCCUCACUGGAAUGAUGGGGCGAUCUUGGGCUUCGUGAAUAAGCAGCAGGCUCAGGACAUGCUGAUGUCCAAACCUAACGGAACGUUCCUGUUGCGCUUCAGUGACUCUGAGAUAGGAGGAAUCACCAUCGCAUGGGUGGCGGAGAAUCCCAACAAAGCAGGCGAGAGAAUGGUGUGGAACCUCAUGCCCUACACAACCAAAGACUUCUCGAUUCGCUCUCUGGCUGAUCGCAUCAGUGACCUGAACCACCUGCUGUUCCUGUACCCCGACCGACCCAAAGACGAGGUCUUCUCCAAGUACUACACCCCUCCACUGUCGAAAGCAGUGGACGGCUACGUCAAACCGCAGAUCAAACAAGUGGUACCAGAGUUUACGACACCUAAUCCAGACCCAGCAGCAAAUCCAACCUACAUGGAUCACGCAGCAUCACCAGCUGUCAGUCACCCGCAAAACUAUGCCAUCUACCAACCAAUAUAGCCUUUAGGAAUGCCUUUGACAAAAGAAGAACGUAUUGAAAUCAUUCUCACGGCUGGAUCGGGAAGCUGUCGCAAGGUUGCGAUGGACAUGCAGUUACAUGCAUAACACCAGACGUAUUAGCACGAGUUCAUCAUGAGUAGGAGAGACGACUCCGUGUGUGUUUACAAAGAAAUGGCAAUCAUGUAGAGGAUGUUUUGUAAAUAAAGUUACAUUUUGUUAAAAUAGUGUUAAUUUCCCCUGUGUAUGGAGACUCUUGAGACACCCUGUAGAUAACUUUAACGAACCAUGAACGCCGACAUUCAGCAUAAAUAAUGUUAACAGAAAAAAAAAUCUGAAAAAAGGGUACUGAACUGUACUUUUCUUUGGGAUGGUAGAUUAAAGAGGAUGGUGACCCUGUAGGUUAGAACGUAUAGUGGACGUAAAAAGUCUACGUACACAACCUUGUUAAAAUGGUAGCUUUUUGUGAUGUUAAAAAAAAAGAAUCCAAGGUAAAUCCUGUCCGAACUUUUCCCAAUCUCAAAGACGACAUAUAUAAAAAAAAAUAAGCAAAAAUAAAAAACUUAGAGUAACCUGGUAGUAUAAGUGUGCACAGCCUUUUGUAAUUGGGGGCGUGGCUGUGUUCAGAAUGAACCAAUCACUUACGAUCUCAAGUUCAAAAGUAAUUACCAUACAGCUCUCAUCAAUGAAAUGUUUCUGAUUAACCCGAAAUAAAGAGCAGCUGAUUCUGUAGGAGUUUCUUGACAUCAUCUUGGUUUCAUCCGACUGCUGAAGCCAUGGUAUGUAUAAGCCAUGUACGGUAUCUCGGUUAUUGAAGGAUAUCGAUCAGGAGAGGGCUAAAAAAUCAUUUCCGGAAAAUCAGAUGUACUAUGGAGCAUCGUAAAGGUCAUCGUCAACAAACAGAGGAAAUGGAGCACCACAGUGACAUUGCCAAGAACGGGACAAGACAAAAACUUACCAGGGAGGCUGCCAAGAGACCUACUGCAACAUUAAAGGAGCUGCAGGAAUACCUGACAAGUACUGACAUAUCUCUCAUGGGCUAUGGGGUAGGGUGGCUAGACGAAAUCCCUUUCUCACAAAAACAUCCAAGCUCAACUUAAUCACCCCAAACCAUCCAUCCAUCCUUCCAUUUUCUUUACUGUUUAUCUUACAGAGAGUCGUGGGGAGCCUGAAACCUAUCCCAUGGAACUCCGGGCGCCUUAGCAGGGGAUACCCUGGAUGGGGUGCCAACCCAUGGCAGGGCAUAAUCGCGCACACACUCACACUCCCAUUCACACACUACAGACAAUUUAGAGAUGCCAGUCAGCCCACAACGCAUGUCUUUGUACUGGAGGAGUGAAUCGAAGUACCUGGAAGAAAAGCCCCGAAGCACAGGGAGGACAAUGAACAACUCCCUGCACACAGGGUGGAGGUAGGAUCACCCUAAACCAUGUAGGAAAAGGCAUUAUGGUCUGAUGAGACCAAUUCCAAAAGGUAUGUUUGGUGUAAAAAAAAGUACAUCACCAAAAGAAGCAUGGUGGUGGCAGCAUCAUGCUUUAGGGCUGCUAUACCCACGGUGACGCAUGGUGGUGGCAGCAUCAUGCUUUAGGGCUGCUAUACCCACGGUGGAGCAUGGUGGUGGCAGCAUCAUGCUUUAGGGCUGCUAUACCCACGGUGACGCAUGGUGGUGGCAGCAUCGUGCUUUAGGGCUGCUAUACCCACGGUGACGCAUGGUGGUGGCAGCAUCGUGCUUUAGGGCUGCUAUACCCACGGUGACGCAUGGUGGUGGCAGCAUCAUGCUUUAGGGCUGCUAUACCCACGGUGGAGCAUGGUGGUGGCGGCAUCGUGCUUUAGGGCUGCUAUACCCACGGUGACGCAUGGUGGUGGUGGCAUCAUGCUUUAGGGCUGCUAUACCCACGGUGAAGCAUGGUGGUGGUGGCGGCAUCAUGCUUUAGGGCUGCUAUACCCACGGUGGAGCAUCGUGGUGGUGGCAUCAUGCUUUAGGGCUGCUAUACCCACGGUGACGCAUGGUGGUGGCGGCAUCAUGCUUUAGGGCUGCUUUUUAUCAGCCAGAACUGUGGCAUUUAUCAAGGUGGAGGGAAUCAUAUGUAGCUACAAAUACCAGUCAGUUUUACUGUUUCAAUCUUCAGGUGUCUGCUAGUAAGCUGAAGAUGAAAAAGCUUUCAGCACAACAAUGACCAAAAACAUUCAUCCAAACCAACAAAGGAAUGGCUUAACCAAAAGAAGAUCGAUGUUUUUGAAUGGCCUUGCCCGAGCCCAGACCUGAAUCCACCUAAAAAUCUGUAGGGUGACCUGAAGCUCUACACAGGAGAUGCCCUCACAAUCUAGAAUGUUUUUGCAAGAAAACUGCCACGUCAAGAUACGCCACGCCGAUACGCCGAUAGACUCGUACCCAAAAAGACGGAGUGGUGUAAUAAAAUCAAAACCUGCUUCAACAAAGUGUUAGUUUAGGGGUGUGCACACUUACGCAGUAAACUAGGUUACUCUGGGUUUUAUUUAUUUAUUUAUUUCUCCUUAAGUUGCUGAUUGUUUUUCACUUUAUUUGUAUACUUUGUUGGGAAAGGUUCUGACAUGAAAAAAACAAAAACCUGCCAUUCUAACAGGGGUGUGUAGACUUUUUAUAUCCACUGUAUUAGCUUUUAAAAUACAUACUCUCUCUCUCGCUCUCUCGCUCUCUCGCUCUCUC